AUGGGACACCGUGUUUCUAAGCAACAGCAACAACAUAAUAAUAACAGCAGUAACAGCAAUCAUAACAACAAGAAAGAAAAAAGACAGUCCAUUGGACGAAGAAAAUUGAUAGGCAAUCUUAUAUAUCCUAAUAGUAACAGUAACAACAGCAGCAAAAAGAGAAAAUCGAGCAGCUUACAAUGCAAACAAGAAAAAAGCGGAGUAAACGUACUGGUCUUGGGCGCUAGUGGAUCUGGUAAGACAACUCUCAUCAAUCAAAUACGGCUUAUGAGCAGCGAUAACAUUUCCAAGGAAGAGAGACUUGAAUAUCGUACCGUUAUCCUGUUUAACAUUAUUGAAGCCAUGCAGUCUAUUCUAAGUGCCAUGAACAAAUAUGAUGUACCCAUUGACUGCGUACACAGAAAGGCCGUAGCAGAGAAAUUGCUACAAGAAGUAAAUCCAUUCCCGACAACUCUAGAUAUUUUCAGAUCAAUCCGAUCAUUAUGGAAAGAGGAGGGUAACAUACAAUUACUGUACGAUACCCGGCACGAAUACCAACUGUCAACCAUCAAUGAUACAGCAGAGUAUUACUUUGAGCAUACGCUAGAACAUGUCUCAUCUUCUAAAGAAGCUCUCAUCAAUUAUUUACCAACAGAUCAAGAAAUCCUACGAGCCAAUCGAAAAACAACAUCUAUCGUAGAGCAUUCUAAUAUAUCCUUUAAACAAGUAACGGAAGGAUCAGACGCAGGUAGUAACAUAACAACCUACGAUUACAGCUACUAUAAUAUUCUGGAUGUCGGCGGAUUGCGAUCUUAUCGCAAGCAAUGGGCAGAAGCCUUCGCAUACAAAUCUCUUUUCUCUACUCUUUUAUUUAUGGUGUCUCUAUCAGAAUACGAUCAAUGUCUAUUAGAAGAUUCGACAACAAAUCGAAUGCAAGAAAGUUUACUCUUAUUUGAAUCAAUCUGUGAUUUGCAGUAUUUUAAAAAGUCGUCCAUUAUUCUGUUCCUCAAUAAGACUGACGUAUUUAAAGAAAAGUUAUCGUCAAGUCCAUUGUAUGUUUAUUUUCCACAUUAUAAAGGUGGCGAUCACUAUGAAAACGCAUGUCAAUUCAUACUAGGACAAUACAAAAAGAUCACGGUGAAGUCACCAAACAAAAAGAUAUAUACACAUUUUAUAUGUGCUUUAGAUACCGUGGACGUGCAACUGGUGAUGAGUGCCCUCCACGAAGAUAUUAUUCAAAUCAGUUUAGACCAGACUACUUUACUAUAACACUGUUUCAUCUGUUGAUAUAUUGUAAGCUUUGACACAUACUGAUAGAAAAAAAGGGGUGGAGCUCACAUUCAAUAAAAGCUAUGCAUUUCUGAGAAUGAUAGAUAUUACAUGAAGUAAACUUGAAUUGGAAGUAACUUUACGUACGAAAGUCAAAAGUUUUUGACCCCUCUCACUCG
Molecule: messenger RNA, 1427 nt
Organism: Mycotypha africana
Lineage: Eukaryota; Fungi; Mucoromycota; Mucoromycetes; Mucorales; Mycotyphaceae
Product: guanine nucleotide binding protein, alpha subunit
Exons: 4
Coding region: 1-1248 (415 amino acids)
Biological process (GO): adenylate cyclase-modulating G protein-coupled receptor signaling pathway
Cellular component (GO): heterotrimeric G-protein complex
Molecular function (GO): guanyl nucleotide binding; G-protein beta/gamma-subunit complex binding; GTPase activity
Source: RefSeq, a predicted model, not a curated record